Messenger RNA from Drosophila elegans, 1944 nucleotides. RefSeq names its product protein adenylyltransferase Fic (gene Fic). The transcript is spliced from 3 exons. Gene Ontology annotation, molecular function: protein binding. Bases 170 to 1612 code for a protein of 480 amino acids. The record is from RefSeq and is a predicted model, not a curated record. Lineage: Eukaryota; Metazoa; Arthropoda; Insecta; Diptera; Drosophilidae.
AAAGUUCGUAUGUAUAGAAAAUAAAUACAAAUGCGUGGCGUUAGCAGACUGCUGUAUUGUAAACAAACAAUUUUUUUUAACAAGUCUUUCAGUAUUUUAAGUCAUCGGAAGAUGUACCUGGCGGUCAUAGUAUUCAAAAUUCGUGUGAAACAUAUACUUAAAUAGAGCAAUGACCAUAGCCACGGCACCUGGGGAGUCGGACUCGGAGCUUUUGCAGCCAGUGUGGAGGGCGCGAAGGCAACCCUCAAUCUACCACUUAGCACUUUUCUUUAUCGCCGGCAGUCUUGCGGCCUGGGUUUUUCAUUCAUUGAAUUUCUCGAGUCUGAGCUGGAAACUUCCCACUGCCCACUACCUGGAGACGCGACACGAGUUUGCACUUUACUCCGUGGAGGAGGUCAACACUUUUAAGGAGUUCUAUGAUAAGAGCAUUACCGACAGCAUCUGGGCGAGUUACACGGAAGCGGAGCAGACAAACGUCAAUGAGGCGCUAGGAGCCCUUCGACUGGCUCAUGAAAUGUACCUGGCGGGGAAGGAUGAAAAGGCGGCGCGUUUGUUCAAACACGCUUUGGCAUUAGCCCCCCGACACCCUGAAGUCCUGCUUCGCUAUGGCGAGUUCCUGGAGCACAACCAGCGCAACAUUGUUCUGGCGGAUCAGUACUACUUUCAGGCACUUACUAUUAAUCCGAGCAACUUGGAGGCGCUGGCCAACCGACGGCGUACUGCCGACGUGGUGCAGAAUCUUGAUGAGCGCCGCCUGGAGUCGCUGGACUUCAAACGAAAUGCUCUCUCCGCCAUUCACGAGUCUAAACCCGCCCUGCGGCGUGCUAAAAAGGAAGCCUAUUUUCAGCACAUUUACCACUCAGUAGGCAUAGAGGGGAACACGAUGACGCUGGCCCAGACGCGGUCAAUCCUAGAGACCCGCAUGGCUGUAGACGGCAAAUCCAUCGAUGAACACAACGAGAUCUUGGGAAUGGAUUUGGCUAUGAAGUACAUCAAUGCUAGCUUGGUGCAAAAAAUAGAAAUCACUAUAAAGGAUAUCCUUGAGCUGCAUCGUCGUGUUUUGGGUCAUGUGGACCCCCUUGAAGGUGGCGAGUUUCGGCGUAAUCAGGUGUACGUUGGGGGACAUAUACCACCCGGUCCGGGGGACCUGUCGCUGUUAAUGCAGCGCUUUCAGAGCUGGAUAAACUCGGAGCGCAGUACAUCACUACAUCCCGUCAACUAUGCGGCCAUCGCCCACUACAAGCUGGUCCACAUUCACCCUUUUAUUGAUGGGAACGGACGCACCUCGCGUCUGCUAAUGAACACGCUGCUGAUGCGAGCAGGCUACCCACCUGUUAUUAUUCCAAAGCAGCAGCGUAGUAAGUACUAUCACUUUCUAAAGCUUGCCAACGAGGGUGACAUUCGGCCCUUUCUGCGAUUCAUCGCUGACUGCACGGAGAAGACUCUUGAUCUGUAUCUGUGGUCCACCAGCGAACUGCCUCAACAGAUCCCCAUCCUCAUUCAGACGGAAAGUGAAGUCGGAGAGCGUCUGGCUAAAAUGCAGUCUCCAUACAUAAAUCACAAGUCGUCAAUAUCAGAGUUCAAUGAAUUCGGUUCAGGAUCGCAGCCAUGAAUCUACUGAAUGCAUUAAUUUUAGCUAAUUCUUUUGUGUUAUUCAAACGUUCGUGCAAAAUUAUUCAAGUUAAUGUAAAUUUGUCUAUAGUAGAUUGUUUUCUGAACAAAAGAAUUGACGUUAUACUGUGAUCAAUUUAAGCUAAAAGACAACCAAAUGUAUGCUGUAACUAAGGCACAAACCAACUAUAGUGUUAUAUUUACUAAAUAGGAUUUUUUACUCACAGACCUCGUUUUUUCGCAAACCUGAAAUAGUGUAACUAUGCUGAAACUGCUUUUUGGCCAAAAAUGUAUAUAAAUCGGAGUUAAAAUACAGAAAAUCAUAAUCUUUAA